UGAGUAGAAUCAGCUGAGUACCCAAAUAUACCGUGAUACCAACAGUGUAUGAUCAUUUGUAUUAAAUGUAUCCUAGAUCAGCAGACACAAACUUUCUCUGGGUAUGAGUUUGAGUAUGGGAGGUAGCUCAGUUGCAGCGUAAACAUAACUCUUCAAGGAUAUAAAUCAGGAAGGGUUUGUCUAUACCAGUUGAGCCAGGACAGCCUAGAACCGAACAUAAACGUGAAAUUCAAGUUUCGAGCUCCAACCUUUACUUGUGCAGUUCAUUCUGAACCAGACAAAUCUCAGGAUAUCAAACCAAGGAGUGUAUCAGGGUCUAGCUAAUAAACAUGUCGGAGAACCAUGAUAAUUCUACUUUUGGAGAACUGCAUGGAGAGCGGGGUAAACCCUCCCAGCAUUAUACUCCUCAUGUGAUCUGUAUGGUUGGAUUACCUGCGAGGGGGAAGACGUAUAUCGCGAAGAAGUUGGCGAGGUAUCUCACUUGGGUCGGGAUGAAGACGAAGGUUUUUAAUGUUGGAGAAUAUAGAAGACAAGCUACUACACUAUACAGGAAGCAUGAUUUCUUCCGAGCUGAGAACACAGAGGCUAUGGCGCUUAGAGUAGCAGUCGCUGAUCAGGCCCUACAGGAUACUCUUCGCUGGGUUCAGGAGGGAGGAGAUGUCGCUAUAUUUGAUGCGACAAAUACGACCAGGGAGCGACGACAGAUGGUUUACGACACUAUUGUACUCAAACAUGGAUUCAAAUGUCUCUUUCUAGAAAGUAUUUGUGAUAAUCCUGAGCUCAUAGAAACAAAUAUCCUGGAUGUAAAGGAUGUUUAUGUACCGAUGCGAGAGGAACAUGAAGCUCAUCUUUCCUUCAUGAAAAUCUUCAACGCAGGAGAGAAACUGAUCAUCAACCGUCACGAGGGCAAUCUGCAGAGCAGGAUAGUUUAUUGGUUAAUGAAUAUCAUUAUACAAACAAUAUAUAUUCAUCGGCAUGGAGAGUCUGAGUUUAAUGUUGCUGGUAAGAUCGGAGGAGACUCCAAUCUAUCGGAGAGAGGAACAUUUUAUGCUGCAGCUUUAGCAGAGUUUAUAAACAAGCAAAAUAUUCCAGAAAUGAGAGUCUGGACCUCGUGGUUGAAGAGAACUAUAGAAACUGCCGCGGAUAUUGAUGCGCCUCAGGAAAGAUGGAAAGCUCUAAAUGAGAUUGAUGCAGGGUUUAAGAAGAGUAUCCCCCAGCUCUGCUCCGUUCCUCUAACUUGUUCCCACGACGCUACGAUACGUACAAUGGCUUUGAAAAGGAAACUCUCCGAGGUUGAAGAGGAUUACUCCGACUAUGACGAUUCUUGCUCCGUAUCCAGGAGCGAGGAUGCAGGGGAGGGAGGAGAAGGAGGAGUUACUAGAAAGAGAAGGAGAGGAUUGAUUGAGAAGAGAAGGAGAGAUAGGAUCAACGACAGUCUUCUAGAACUGAAGAGAUUAGUUCCCAGCGCUGUUGAGAAAUCUUCCUCCACAAAGCUUGAAAAAGCUGAGAUUCUGCAGAUGACUGUUGAUUACUUGAAGAAUGUCCAAGGACGGAACGAGUAUCCGGAUCAAAGAAUGGCGAUGGAUUACCAGAAUGUUGGGUUUAGGGAUUGUGUAGCGGAAGUAUCCAGGUACCUGGUUGCAGUGGAGGGAAUGGAUCUGCAGGAUCCUCUCCGUCUCCGUCUCAUGGCCCAUCUCCACAACUAUGGAUCUCGAGGAGGAGCUGGAGCUACUGUACCCUGGCAUAAUGGAUAUCCGUCACACCAUUAUCAAAUUCCUGCGCAUAUCCAGGAUAAAUCAAUUGAAUCCCAAACCUUUAUAAACUCCGAGGUUUCCACCUACUCAAGAGCUGGAGUUACACACUCCUCUCCGACCUACGCAAAUAGUGGAUACACAAACUACUCUGGGUUCUCCUCUUUACCUAUUCCUCCACCCGGAGGACCGCAGGGAAAUGUUGUACUUAUCGGGCACCAGGCAGUGUUGAGGUGUAUCCUGGCAUACUUCCUGGAGAAACCACUUUCGGAGCUACCAUACAUAUCCGUCCCGCUCCAUACUCUCAUCAAACUCACGCCAGUUGCCUACGGUUGUGAGAUUGAAUAUAUCCGGCUGCCUAUAGAAGCUGUAGACACACAUAGACCACGACCAGUUUCUCCGACACAUAAGAGACUACGGAUCAGUAGUGAGACAGCACUGGAGCUCAGUGAUAGAACUGCAACCCAUCUCAGUUUAGGAGAGGGGGAUAAGGUUGUGAAAACUGUUGGAGGACCUCAACUUCAAUUCCAUUGAUGGAUUUGAGACAAACUAGGAAUAGUUCCAUUGAUAGAUUCGAGACCAAUUAGGAAUAGUUCCAUUGAUAGAUUCGAUACUGAUUAGGAAUAGUUCCAUUGAUGGAUUCGAGACCAACAAGGAAUAGUUCCAUUGAUAGAUUCGAUAUUGAUUAGGAAUAGUUCCAUUGAUGGAUUCGAGACCAACUAGGAAUAGUUCCAUUGAUGGAUUCGAGACCAACUAGGAAUAGUUCCAUUGAUAGAUUCGAAACCAAAUAGGAAUAGUUCCAUUGAUAGAUUCGAGACCAACUAGGAAUAGUUCCAUUGAUGGAUUCGAGACCAACUAGGAAUAGUUCCAUUGAUGGAUUCGAGACCAACUAGGAAUAGUUCCAUUGAUAGAUUCGAAACCAAAUAGGAAUAGUUCCAUUGAUAGAUUCGAGACCAACUAGGAAUAGUUUCAGUAAUAUAUUUGAGACUGUAAAAAGGAAAAGUUCCAUUAAUAGAUUCGAGUCUAACUAGGAAUAGUUCCAUUGACAAAUUCGACACUAAAUAGGGACAUUUCAAUUGAUAGAUUCGAGACUAACUAAGUAGAAUAGGAUUUUACAUUUUGCCAUAUUAGACAUGCUCAGGAAAAUGUAAUCAAAUCCUUUCCCACCCUUCGUAGUUCUCCAUGCCUUCUUGAUUAAACCCUAUACAUAUAUUUAUAACUUUCUACAACUCUUAUCUCUAGCUGUACAGUAAAAUUUAAAUAUUGUUCGUAAGUUAAACUGUAGAUUACGGACGGCCGGGAUAAGCUUAGAUUUCUCACCGCCAUUGAAUCUCUUUUUUUCAAACUGCUUUUAUCAAAGAUUGAAAAUCAAUUGCGAUUCGCUCAACAAUAGUUGAACAUAAUGAGUACCCUUGUUAGAAUAUUAAAAAAGUUGAAUUUAAGCAGGGGCCACUGAAUAUCAUAAACUGUUAAAUAUAAAAUAGGUUGCUCAAGGAAUUUUUAUAAUGAACAAAAAAAGAAUUGACUUUUUGUCACAACCAAAAUUUUCUAAUCCCUAUUCAUCUUUGUAACCUCAUGGUGAAAAUCUUUGAUAGACUUAUAUAGUUAGAAAUAUUUAAGGUCUACGACAUUCGCGACAUUGGAUUGCAACAUAUAGGGAUCAGAAAGUCAGAGUUUGUGUCAAAACUCAAUUUCUAAAUAAACUAUAUAUAGCACAUACAAAAUUAAAAACAUUCCUGUUUUUUACUUCAUUGAAUUCGUUUGUUACAUUUGUUUAACUUGUUUUUGUUUUCAUUAUGGUUAUUUCUUAUUUUAUGAAAACCAAGGCUUUCUUUUCCCAAUUGCUGCGAGCUUUCUAUUUUAAAAAAGAAAAGCCUUAAUUUUUAGGUAAAAUUUGUUAAAAAUAAUUGAUAAGUACACCAAAUAAUAAUCCGUCCGUGUGUACUUCAUUAAUCUCAUAUUGGAACUGCAGAUGUCCGUUUUUAUAAUUAUUUUUCGUAAUUUACAUUUUUAUAUUUAUUUCUGUUAAUAAAUCAUCUUGAUUUGUUU
Messenger RNA from Eurytemora carolleeae, 3800 nucleotides. RefSeq names its product 6-phosphofructo-2-kinase/fructose-2,6-bisphosphatase 1. Bases 330 to 2285 code for a protein of 651 amino acids. Gene Ontology annotation, molecular function: fructose-2,6-bisphosphate 2-phosphatase activity; 6-phosphofructo-2-kinase activity; ATP binding. The transcript has 13 exons. Lineage: Eukaryota; Metazoa; Arthropoda; Copepoda; Calanoida; Temoridae. Gene Ontology annotation, cellular component: cytosol. Gene Ontology annotation, biological process: fructose metabolic process; fructose 2,6-bisphosphate metabolic process; regulation of DNA-templated transcription. The record is from RefSeq and is a predicted model, not a curated record.